Messenger RNA from Saccharomyces kudriavzevii IFO 1802, 318 nucleotides. RefSeq lists its product as uncharacterized. Gene Ontology annotation, molecular function: glutaminase activity. Bases 1 to 318 code for a protein of 105 amino acids. The transcript has a single exon. Gene Ontology annotation, biological process: pyridoxal 5'-phosphate biosynthetic process. Lineage: Eukaryota; Fungi; Ascomycota; Saccharomycetes; Saccharomycetales; Saccharomycetaceae. The record is from RefSeq and is a predicted model, not a curated record.
AUGAAACGCACUGGAAGACACGCCCUGUCUUCUACUCAAGUCUGUGACUUUUUAAGUUUUAUUCCAUACUGUGAUGAUUUUCCUGCGACAUUUAUAAGGGCUUCAGUAAUAAAGGAGGUACUAGACCCGGAAGAUGUCCAGGUUCUAUACAAAUUAGACGGAAAAGAUUAUAAUGGUCAAGAGCUAAUUGUGGCCGCAAAGCAAAAUAAUAACACUCUCGUCAAACCAAUCUGUUCAGAAGUAGUCGAACAGUCAUAUGGUUUCACGAUUGGAUUAUCAAAAAUUUUGUUCAAAAAGAUUCCGAUAAAUGCAACUUAA